Messenger RNA from Wasmannia auropunctata (little fire ant), 4872 nucleotides. RefSeq names its product protein abrupt. Lineage: Eukaryota; Metazoa; Arthropoda; Insecta; Hymenoptera; Formicidae. The transcript is spliced from 9 exons. The record is from RefSeq and is a predicted model, not a curated record. Bases 1874 to 3676 code for a protein of 600 amino acids. Gene Ontology annotation, molecular function: protein binding. Gene Ontology annotation, cellular component: nucleus. Gene Ontology annotation, biological process: regulation of transcription by RNA polymerase II.
UGAUGAGGAGGUGGGCAUGAGCAGUAGAGGGAACGGAGCAGCCGCCGAAAGCGUAAAGAGAGCCAUAAUUCGCCGGGCCGCCCCGCAAUCAGGUUCGUGCUUUACAAUCCGCCUUACUCGUGACAUUCGUCGUCGAAUGAAAAAAAGGACGGUAGUGUGCACGUUUUUACUUAAAUGUUACUCGUCUCCGCGGUUGGACCGUUCCGUUAGUUUUCUCGCUCUACGUGUAACUGCGCGACGAGAGAGCGACGUACGCGUGUUUAGAGCGAUUCAUUGAUCUUCACACGCGUAGCAUCGCGCGCGGGCUACGCGGUUCAUAUGUCGCGCUUCUGAGGGGACGAGUCGAGUGUCGCCGCGCACGACAGAGAGAGAGAGAGAGAGAGAGAGAGAGAGAGAGAGAUAAACUUCGGAAGUAGUGGUGCUGAGCGGAGGCGCGCAACGAGGAGGAAAAUGAAAAGAAACGCAGUGCCUCAUUGACAGCUUCGCACCAAAGUCAUUCUACCUGUCAGCCGGUUGUCUGUCAAAUUGUUUUCUUCGUUACACACGAUUCGCUAGAUUUCCAUCUUUUGCUCCAAUCGAUUUCCACAUGACGCUCGUACCAGGACGGAGGGACUCUCCUUUCAUUAUUAUUUCCAACACCUAGUGCGACUGGAUACCAGAAAAAAGUACGAACUGCAGAGAUACCAAAGAUACUGGAACGAAGAAAAAAGGGUAACCUAAAAACAGAAGAAAUAAACGAGAAGAGAAAGAAAAGAAAGGCAAAAAGUGAAUAAAAACCGGAAGGGGAAUGGUAAGCAAGAACACCAGGAUAAGACAAAGUGUCUCUGUCAUUAAUAUCGAGGAUAAAACAGCGAAAGAGAAACUUUGUAGGCUCAUUUUCCGGCACUGGAUGUCGGACUGACGCGUCGACCGCGACGCAGAAGGGCAGAAGGUGCAAGCAUUUCGGUAUGCGCGAAAAAGUGAUAUAUACUGACAUCUCCGAGGAACAGUUAAACAUAAAGAAGGGGCGAGAGAAAAAGAGAAGAUUUAUUUCUAUCAUAGGCUUACAAACCAGAAACCGGGAUGGCUUAAUGCAAAUAGUUCCUCGAAAAAUAUCUGAUUAUCAAUAUUACAUGAGCAAAAAGGCCAAAUAAUCAAAAUAGAAAGAAAGUAGCCAAACUUCAAUUUCGGGGAACUAUUCAGCAGAUACUAUACUUUCGUACUACAGUAUCUGAUACUAUUUGGUACUGUUAAAACUAAAGAAGAAGCAUCCAAGAAAUUCAACGCUGGACAUCUCUCUCUAAGGUAACAGGAGAUUGCCACACUUUCAGAAAACAAUCGAGGACGCCCAAUCGCUAGCCAUCAAAAUAAGCAAUAGCGUCUCUCGCGCCAAGUACAUACACAUUACACACAGCAACCGUCUAUCAUUUCGUGCUCUCAGUCCGACGUUUUACCGCGCGGUGCCACUUCUAUCAUGACCCAAGUACUAUGAAAUUCUUCAACGUGGUGUACGCGAAGUUUCCCCUGUACCUACUUUUAUUUGGGCGCUUAGCUUUCAUUUGUUGGCUUUCACUUCUGACAAACAGCCAUUGCGUAAGAGGUAUCUGUGACGAUCCAUUUCGAAGCAUCGAACAAUUGUAUCGCGACCAGGUUAUUUCGCCGUAACUUGAUCCCGGCGAUUAAUUUCGGGCGCGAUUGAAUCCCCCCUCCACGCCGAGGACCUUCUCACGGAAUAGAGAACGGACAAAACAAAAAAAAAGAAGCGCGAGUGCGAUCCGAUCCGAGGAGACUUUGUGAAGGUGAAGUAGUGUCCGAGGGUAGAGUGAGACGCGCGGGCGAGGAGAGUGUGAGCACGAUAGCACCGCGGGUCGUGAUUCUCAAGGGGACGGACGCCAUGGCGGCUUCUUCGUCCUCGUCAAUUGGCGGAGAGCAGCAAUACUCUCUGAGAUGGAACGACUUUCAAUCAAGCAUCCUCAGCUCUGUACGUCAGCUGAGGGAUGUGGAAGACUUCGUCGACGUCACGCUCGCCUGCGACAGCUGCAGCUUCACCGCGCACAAGAUCGUUCUUUCGGCAUGCAGUCCGUACUUCCGAAACCUGCUCAAGGCAAAUCCAUGCCCUCAUCCGAUCGUAAUCCUGAAGGAUGUAGCAUCGUCGGACAUGGAGUCCUUGCUGCGUUUUAUGUAUCACGGGGAGGUGCACGUGGGCCAGGAGCAGCUACCCGCUUUUCUGAAGACGGCUCAGAUGCUUCAAGUGCGGGGUUUGGCGGACGUUAAUAGCGGCGCCACGAAAAUUCCGUCGUCGUCGGCCGGCAACAACGGCAGCGCACCUGCGACCCCACGUAAUUGGCAGGAUAACGGCAGAGGAGAGCUCAAUGAAAGUGAUAUGAGUCCACCUCAGGAAAAGCGAGCGAGAAGUUAUAGUCCGCCAAUGGGUAACCAUGUCGAACAAAAGUCGGAUCUUCAGGAGUCCUUGUUAGGCCAGGCACUCGAAGGUGGUCCCACGAUACACACGACAUCCUCAAACAAUAUACAGGCGCAGUCAACUGGCGAAGAUUCGAAUUCUAUGUCAGAAAAUGAGGAGGAUAUGUCGAACCACGGCAGCAUCCUGAACGCGGUGAAGACCGAGCCAAGUGACAUUCUAAAUGACUCUAUAGAACACCAUCGUAACAGCUUCCCCGCAGCAUUACUGAGUCUUCAAGGCAUGAACAUGCCAGGACCAUCUGGUAUACAUCAGGUCGCCAAUCAGGAUCCAAAUUAUGUCACUCGACGAAGUCUGGAUAUGAUUCGAGUUCGUGCUACGGAUCCUAGGCCGUGUCCGAAAUGCGGAAAGAUGUAUCGUUCAGCACAUACGUUGCGCACCCAUUUGGAAGACAAACACACGGUCUGUCCGGGAUACCGCUGCGUUCUGUGCGGAACGGUGGCGAAAUCACGGAAUUCUCUACAUUCGCACAUGUCGAGACAACAUCGGGGCAUCAGCACGAAAGAUCUUCCAGUCAUGCCGAUGCCCAGUAAAUUUGAUCCCGAGUUGGCGUCCCGUCUUUUGGCUAAGGCUGGAGUCAAGGUGAGUCCGGCUGAACUCCGCGCACGAGCCAGUCCAACAGCAUCUCGAAGAAGCGACAUGAGGUUGGAACCACCUCGUGCAGGCGCGUCCGAAGUGGACAGCUGCGGCGGUGAUGAUCCGGAAGAUCUUAGCCUUAGGUACAAUUCGCCACUUUCGAACACCGUCAUUACUAAGGUAAGCGGCAACAGCAACAGUAGCAGCAAUAGCAAGAAUUCGACAAUGAUCGCCACCAAGUCCCUGGAUUCCAUGCAUGGUAACGGUGAUCUCAACAUGGCACCGCUGCCACAUGGCAGUCAUCAUCCAAGCCACAGCGCGAUUGCUGGCUCGGCCCUUUUGGACACCUAUUUGCAGCUUAUUGCAGAGAAUUCCGGUCUAUCGGCGAUAGGACUUGGUCCAGAUGCGGCCGCCGUAGCUCACGCCGCUAAGAUGGCGCGCAUAAAUAUGGAAAAGCAUGGCAGUCGCAACUUAGAGGAUUAUCCUAUGAUCGGCAGAGACGAGGGUCGAGGUUCUGGAGUCGUCCACGAGGAUAGGCAGGAUUUCGACAGACAUAGCGGACUUGUCGAUGAAGCGGAAUCGUCAGGUGUGGAUGACGACGAAUUUAGCGAGAAUGAGGAGUCAGAAGUGAUAAAGGAAUAACUCCUCCCUCGUAGAUUAACUAAUUGCAAAGGGCAUCUUUGAACUACUGACAGUUCUUUGAGAUAAUCUUCGCUUCGCGGCAACAUAAAUUGUCGCUCGUGACAAUUUAUGUUUAAUGAAGCUAUAGCUGGGAGGCAAUAGUGUGCCAGACGUCCAUCCGAGGAAUCGACCGAUGAUUUUCGAUCGUUUCUAAUUACGUGCUAUUAUUGCGCGAAAUGGUUUAUGAAGUUUAUUGAAUGUCAGGCAAAGAGUCAAAAAGUCUCCAAAAUUCUGACACCGAUGACACAGAUGAUGCGUGGACAGGCUUGUUUGUUGGACUAGAGUCAUUUAAUUGCCACUACGGCAAAUAAGCGCAUAUGUAUACGUGCAAAGUCAGAUACAUAUGCAAAUAUGUGUAUACUACACGCACACACAUACACAUAUAUACAUACAUACAGACACAUAUGUAUACAAGCGCGUGUGCGCGAUGGAGCACUCACACAUACGCCACAAAUAUUCCAUCCAUCUACCUCAGUGCACAUAAUAGAUGAUAGAACAGGCUAAGUCGAAUCUCAGUAGACGAAGGAAAGGUAAAGUACGCCGCUGGAUCGCAGAACAACAAUGAUCGCAAGGUUUGACAAUUGCUGCAAGCAUUCAAGAUAUCGAAUAUGAUGAUUAGGCAAGGCAAUUUUGCUGUUUAUUUUCCGAAAGUUUAAGAGACUUAAAAAUUAAGCGCGCUAUUAACAAUAUUUAUUAUUAUAUCAUUAUAAAUGUUGAACACACUCUUAGAUAUAUCGCUUAGAUUUGUAGAAACAUUCGGAUGACAUUAAGUCACCUUUAACUUUUUUUAUUUGGGUAACGCGCGUAGUGACACAGUGUCCUGCCGUAUCUACUGCACGCACAUAUAUGGCUGAAUGCAUUAACGCAUUAAUAUAUGAAUGCCACGUCAUUCAUAUAUGAAUAACAUUCAGUUUUGUGAAAAAUUUCCCCGAAGGCAAAUAUGCAUCUUUUCUUUCAUAAUUUAUUUUUUUUAUCAUAGAGAAUAAACAUUAUCAUUAUUAAACGAUAAGAUUUUUUACGAAAAUUCGAUGUUUUUGUUAUCUUUAUUUAAAUGAUGAGUAAUUCUCGGAAAUAGGGAAUGUCAUUUAUCAUUGGUCGUAUACCGUGGUAUCCAAUAUAUUGAUGUUUAAUGCACACAACUGCCUCUUGCUCGAAAA